AUGGAGCCGUCGUACGAGCGCCCCGAAUCCGACAAGGACUCGAUCGCCGACAAGAAGUCGUUGGACAAGCAGGACAAAGAUGUCGGUGCCGUUGAGCUCAAGCCCGUCGGCAGCUGCGUGGUUGGCCAGACCACCGAGUACACCGAGGCCGACUACAAGAAGCUGACGAAGAAAAUUGAUUGGUACUUGAUUCCAAUCAUGUUUUUCAUGUACGGUAUCCAGCAAACCGACAAAACAUCUAUCAGUAUCCAGGCUCUUUUUGGCAUGGAAGAUGAUCUUCGAUUUGAAGGGCAACAAUACCAAUGGCUUACAACAAUCUUUUACCUAACAUACAUGAUUGGCGAGUUCCCGUCGACAUGGUUGAUGCAGCGGUUCAAGAUUGGUCGCAUUAUAACCAUUUACAUUGUCGGGUGGUCAAUCUGUCUUCUUUGCAUCAGCGCUUGUAACAGCUGGUCCCAAAUGAUGGCACUACGAGCGCUACAGGGCUUUUUCGAGUCCAACGUGUCGCCUGGUUUCCUCUUGAUCACCGGCGCAUACUAUCGCACAACCGAGCACGCGCACCGGUCUCUCUUCUGGCAGUCCUCUCAGGGCUUCUUCAGCAUUGUAUGCAACCUCAUCUUGUACGGCAUUGCACGAUAUGUUACGGGUAGAGACGGCAUCGCGGCCUGGAGAUGCAUUUCUCUCUUCCUGGGCGGCUUAACCCUUGCCGGCGCCAUUGUUUGCUACUUUAUCCUGGGAUCGCCACAGGAAGUCGGAUGGUUAAGCCAGGAAGAAAAGAAGAUGGCGGUCGCGCGAGUCAUGGAAAACCAACUGGGUGAAGAGUCGACGAGUGGCAAGUGGAAAUGGGAUCAAGUCUGGGAAUGCUUCCGGGAUCCUCAGGUCUACUUUGGGUUCAUCAACACCUUUUUGUCGUGCAUUCCAAAUGGAGGAAUCACGGCAUUCAGCAACCUGCUCUACGUCACCUUUGGCUUUGAUUCUUGGCAGUCCAUGCUUUACAGUCUGCCGCGCAGUGCUGUUUACAUCAUCUUGUUCAUUUCCUGUGCAUACUAUCUUCAGGCGUACCAAAACCAGCGCAUGUACAUCAUGAUGCUUUCAUGCAUCAUAUCUUUUGUCGGUUUGCUCGUCAUGUCGCUGCUGCCAAAUACUGCGGAGUACAAGUGGGUCAAAUGGGGCAUGUUCCUCAUGACCACAGUUUUCUCCUUUGCCAUAUUCCUCGGCUGGAGUCUGAUCACAUCAAACGUUGGUGGAACGACCAAGAGAACCGUCGUGUCAUCCUUGACUCUCAUCUCAUACUGCGUGGCCAACAUGAUUGGAGCACAAAUCUUCCGAACAAAGGACGCUCCUCGUUAUGUGGCGGGUACGGCAACUUGCUGCGCGUGCUUUGGACUCGAGGUCUUUGUCAUUAUCCUCUGGAGGCUUUGGUAUGUGCGCGAAAACAAACGCCGAGACCGACUUGCUGCCGAGAACAAUUUGAGUAAGGAGGAUCAAGAACGCGAGGGACAAAUGCUGGGAGACCAGGAUGUGACUGACCUCAGAAACCCCCACUUCCGAUAUACCAAAAACUGGAUUUUCUGCCGGCUAUGA
This is a messenger RNA of Pestalotiopsis fici W106-1, 1584 nucleotides long. RefSeq lists its product as uncharacterized. Gene Ontology annotation, cellular component: membrane. The coding region runs from base 1 to 1584 and encodes 527 amino acids. Lineage: Eukaryota; Fungi; Ascomycota; Sordariomycetes; Amphisphaeriales; Sporocadaceae. The transcript is spliced from 11 exons. The record is from RefSeq and is a predicted model, not a curated record. Gene Ontology annotation, molecular function: transmembrane transporter activity. Gene Ontology annotation, biological process: transmembrane transport.